Messenger RNA from Planococcus citri (citrus mealybug), 6544 nucleotides. RefSeq names its product repulsive guidance molecule A-like. Gene Ontology annotation, biological process: BMP signaling pathway. Gene Ontology annotation, cellular component: plasma membrane. The transcript is spliced from 4 exons. NCBI's taxonomy places the organism in Eukaryota, Metazoa, Arthropoda, Insecta, Hemiptera, Pseudococcidae. The coding region runs from base 1354 to 2610 and encodes 418 amino acids. Gene Ontology annotation, molecular function: coreceptor activity. The record is from RefSeq and is a predicted model, not a curated record.
CGUUGAAAAAGGUGCAAAACUGUUCGCUUCUCAAAAUUGUAGGCAAUGAGGUGAAUAUAAGUAUACAUAUGUAUCUUGGCUAAAUAUACAAAAAUGAAAUCCAUAACAACGAACCUCGGUCUUAAAAUGACUCGAGCCUUAGCCAUAUUAAAUUGAGCCGAGAUCGGAGCAUGGGCAAGGUCGUAAUCGAUGGUUUUAUACUAUAAGUUGAUGAACCGGCGGACAAUGGGACUAUUAAUUGUGGUGGAAUGCGAAGAAUAUAAACAUUUUUAUGCGUCGUACAUUAUAAGAUUAAUAUAAUAAAAGAAUAUUAGCUUCGCGGAUACGGAUUAUGGUACGAGAAUGAGACUCGCAAGGAGGCAAGGCAGAGCAGAGCCAGAGUUAUCGAACCUUCGAGGCUUCGAUAUGGAUAGUCCUGCGUAGAUUUUGAGGUGAGGAGAGAGAGUCUUCGACUAAAUUAGGAUCUAAAAACAUCCGAAAUUUCGGAUAAAUAAUAUUAAGAAAGCUAUAAAACCGAAAACAGCAUCGCCAUUAAGUACUCGAUAAUCGAAUAAUGGCGUAAAAAUAAUUUAAUAACACUAAUUAAUUCCUCUCAGCUCUGUCCCCUCCUCCUCAUUCAAUCAAUCAAAUCACUCCAGCUAAAAAAAAAAAAAAAAAAAAAAAACUCAUCAAUCAUCCUAAUCGAGAUUAAAAGACUAUUCAAAAAAUAAAAAUAAAAAACUCGUCGAAAAAAUUCAAUCGUCGAGCCGCGUGUUGGCAACACUGCCUUCGAACCGCGAAGUAUCGCUCACGUUACUACGGUGAUCGCGCGUACAACGCGUAGGAUAUUCAUAGUGAAGCUCGAAGACUUUCAGCUUAUUGUAUGUAUGUAUACUAUAGAGUUGUCGGUGGUGGGGAUAACACAUCUUGUAGAGUGUCGGACUCGGCUAUAGUUAUUGCAUUCCAAGCAGGAGCAGAUCUACUCGUAUUCGUCGUGAACAAUAGUCGUAUGUGUGAUAUCGAGCUAGUGAACUCGACGUUGUCGUCUAUGUGUUUUCGGUGUGUUUUUCUACGAUAGAAUAGGUAAUUUUAUCGUCGUAAUUUUUCAAAUUUCCAUCGUAUCUUUUUGUGUUUGACGAAAUUGCGGAAUUUUUUCACGUAAUUAUUCGAAUUUAGCUUUCGUAACUACGUCGACGUUGGUUUUUUUCGCGUAUUAAUUUGUAUAAAUAUUUUAUAAUAACGAAGAAAUAUAUUGUGUAUGUGUUUUGAGUGUACCUAUACGAUGUGUUAUUUCAAGUUGGAUGAAAAUACGCAGGCGGUGUUUCGUUGCUGAAUCAGGCAUGGUAUAAUGUGCAAACCAAAAGAGACCCUGUAAUGGAUUGGCUAUUACGGCCAUUAGUGUUUUUCGGCAUUUUCAUUUGCGUUUUUGGUGCGAAAGAAUGCCUGUACGAAAGAUGCUCGAAUACGUAUAAAGAAAGCAUGGAGGAGAAAGAGAUCUACGACCCGGAGCCGUCGAAAGCCUACUGCGAUAUCGUGAAAACCUAUCUGGUAUGCUUGAGAGAGAUGACCAAAGCCUGCCGUGGAAAUCUAAACUAUCACGGUACCGUACACGGUAUGAAUUUAGUCAACGACAUACAGUGCAAACCGUCCAAAGGAAACAGCAAUAAUUCAAAUACUAAUCGAGGAAAUAACGCCAAAGUUCAACCGUCGUCCACUUCCAGACCGUUGAUGUUACCCAGCUGUAAAUUUUUCGGAUCGUAUAAAUUUCAUCAUUGCGGCCUGUACGGAGAUCCGCAUUUGAAGACUUUCGAUGGACUGUACCAGACGUGCAGAGUUAGCGGCCAAUGGACGUUGAUCGAUAAUCCGUAUAUGUCGGUGACGGUGACCAGCGCGCCGGUUACAGAUGGAUCUCACGCUACUGCUCCGAUUAAGAUAUCGAUAUGGGUGAAAGGCAGAGACACCCCUUGCACGCUGGACAAACACUACGAAGCUGACAGCAAGUUCUCGUUACCGCCGACCUUCACAGACGGCAGCGAUCGUUCUGGAUCCGAUAAUACGGUCACUCUGCAGGUAGAUUCGUUUCCGGAAGAAGAUCGCGAAUCGGCCGAAAUCCAGAUGCGUUACAUCGCGUCUCGACUGUUCAUCCGACGUAAAGGCAAAUACCUCGCCUUCAACGCCAAGAUCCCGGACGAAAUCGUGCAACUGACCAGAUCGUACGACGACAGCAAGACGAUCCUUUGCUCGACCGGAUGUCCGGCCAGCGAGCAGCUUAAUCCUAUCUUAGCUCGCGGGCACGUCAUCGAACGCGAGGAAGCUUUCAAACUGUGCAAAAGUAUGGAGAAUUCGACCGGAGAAAUGUCCUACGCGUUGACCGAUAAUUACCUGGAUUGGUGCGUGUUUGACGUGAUGACAGCCGGACGAGAUACCGAUUUCAUCGACGCCGCUCAUUUGGCUCAAUUUGAUGCGCUCAAGUUGGACCUGCCAUCGCUGCAGAAUCGUACCACUUUGCUAGAGAUACCCUCCGGGUUGCAUUUCAAUGGCGGAGCAGGCUCAGUAUCGAGGAGCUUUCAGUUACCAUUUUUCAUUUGCAGUCUGAUGCUGAUUUGUAGCAGGUAUUUGUCGUCGCUGUAAACACCGUAAUAGUAGGUCGUUGGUCGUUGUUAUUUAUUGUUUUUAUUGUUGUUUUUAUUUCGAUUACUCUUUUUAUUUUUUCGUUCGUGAGUUUUUAUUAUGACCCUGUUUUUUUUUUGUUUUUCCCCCUUUAUUUUUUUGAUCCCCUUUUUUUGUUUUUUUUUGUGUAAUAUUUUUUUAAAAAUGUUUUAUAUUAAUAUGUGAUCCUCUUCCGGCUCCAUUCGGUAUCUUCCAUUUACCCCUCCUGUUUUUUUUUUUUUUAGAUGAAUACGUUUUAGUAUGGUAAAAGUUCUUCCAUUUUUUUCUCAAUCUUUCUCUCUUCUCUCCCUUCCUGAUUACCUAAAUUGAUUGAUGGCGAAAAGAUAAGCUCUGUACUGGACACUCGAAGGAAAAAAUAGGGAAAUGACGAUGAGAAAAAUUUAUUAGAGAUUUGGCAACGUGUUUGAGAUGAGUAGGUACAUAUUUUUGAGACUAGUCGGUUUAUUUGGUGAGAAUAGAUUGGAAGUACACGACGAAGUCGAUUUUGCCAUAUAUAUAUAAAGGGGAGGGAGAAAAUACGAUUUUAAGACUUGAUAUUUUAAGAUGUGAUUUUAUAUUUUGAAAUUUUGGGUUGGAAAAUGUUUGAGAAAGGAAAUAAGGAACGAAAAUGUCCUUCUUAUUAGGCAAAAAAUAAAUUGCAGGCGUUUUUAGAAUCAUGGGGGGGGGGAGGAAUCAUUUUUAAAGCUUUCGAUUAUGAUUUUUUUGCUUCGUCAGAAAUUGCUUCAUUUGAGUCGAAUUUUGGUCUUGAAAAUCUGAGACGAGGAAGAGGUGAAGAUAAGAAUUUUCUGAAUCCACCAAACUAAUAUUAUAUGGUUUUAAAAAAGGUCAUUCCAUAUUUUUUCCCCUCUCGAGUGUUCAAAUAAAAUUAUUCAUCGAUUUGACGACGUGAAAAAAUGGCGAGGUAUUUUUUUAAACAGACUAGACAUCUAACGAACGAACGAACGAACGAAUGAAACUGAUCAUUAUUUGAGUUAAUUUUAUUAAGAUCGGGUAAUUUAUUAUUGAUUAAUUCUUGUAGAAUUGGGGAUAAAAUUGGGCAGUGAGAAGACGAACGUCUUUUCAGACAACAAACGAACGAAUUUGCAAUCUUCGACGACCGACAUUUUACUGAAUGAAUCAUUCGCGAACGAAUUUACUCGUUCUGAGAAUUGUGCUAUAAUUUAUAUUAUUUUAUUGUAAGUGAAAUAGUAAAUUUUAACGAUGGAUUUUGUUCAUCGCGAAUCGUUCGCGAAUGAUUCGAUUUAACUUGAAUCGAAUCGUUCGCGAAUGAUUUGAUUUCUUUAAAUCGUUUUUGCCUUCUUGGAAAUUAUCAAAUCUUGAUUUUUGAAUCGAGCGAAAAAUUCUGUAUUUUGGAAGACCUUGGAUUCCAAAUGAAUCAUUUAUGAACGAAUCGUUCGCGAGUGAUUCAAAUCUCCUUGAAUCGUUCUCGAAAACGAUGAAACAUCGAGUAGUUUGAAUCAAAUCAGACGAAUUCUGAAUCGUGGAAAAUUUUGAUUUUUAAAUGAAUCAUUCGCGAACUUAUUUCUUUCAAAGUAUGAAUCAGAAGUAGAUUUUUCUGGAUGAAUCAUUCGCAAACGAAUUUUUAUAAACUGAAAAAGUGAAAAUUCUAAUGAAAUUAAAGGUUGUCUUUUGCAAAAGUUUCGAUUCCAAAUCGUUCAAAAAUUACGAUGAAAUGAGGAAUUUUGAAUCAAAUGAACGAAUCUCUAAUUUUAAACGAUCCGAUUGAAUUUUUUAGCUGAUUCAUUCGCGAACGAAUUCCCCUUAUGAUUUAAUGCCAAAUGAAUCGUUGGAAAACGAUGAGAAAUUUGGUGCUAUAAAUUGAACGAAAUUGAUUCAUUGCUAUUUCAACUUCUGAAAACUUUUUUCCAUCAGUUCAUCGCAACUCGUUCGCGAACGAUUCGAUUCUAAAUUACCCAAUUAAUAGAAAACGACGAAAAUGUGAGUUUUAAAUCGAAUGAAAAAAUUCAUCAUUUUGGUCGAUUUGGAUUUUUCGAACGAAUCGUUCGAGAACGAAUUCUUUUCUAAUGAAGUUUUUUUUCGUUCAUUGUAAAUCGUUCGCGAAUGAUUCGAUUCUAAAUUAUUCGCUGGAAAACGAAAAAGUUUUAGUUUUUCUAUUUUGGAUGAUCCAGUCCAAAUGAAUCAUUCGCGAACGAAUUAUUUUUCGACAAAUUUGGAGAUGAGUUGUAUUCAUCAGAAGUCGUUUGCGAGCGAUUCGAUUCUAAAUGAGUCUUUUCAAAUCAAUGAAAGGGGCCAUUUUGAAUCGAAUCAUUCGCGAACGAUAUUUUUUCCGCAUGAAAAUCGAAAUGAAAACUAAAGUACAAGUAUACGUUGAAUGUCUUCGACAAUCUUAAAUCGUUUGCGAACGAUUUGGUUUCAAAGAUAAACCGUUCGAUAACGAUGAAAUUGGGUAUUUUGAAUCAAAUCAUUCGCGACCCACUGUUCUCGAACAGUUCAAUUUUCGUUCGUGAACAUUGAACUUCAAUUCAGUGAAUCGUUCGCGAACGACUGGUCACUCCUUUCUUACUAUUUUGAGGAAUCCACGAAAACUGACGUCUGUUUUUUUGUUCCAUGAUCAAGUGAAUAUUCGGUCGUUCGGAAUCUAUCGAGUCAUUUUUGGCGAACGAAUCGUUCGCGAACUAUUUUCUCAUAAAUUAUAGCAUAACAAUAAAUUGUAACCUUCCUAAAAUUCGUUUGUAUAGUUCGAAACACGCUAAAAAUGAAAAAUUCAUAUUUUUCUCCUCUUUUCUAAUUACGAUGUAAUUUGAACGUGAUUUUAAUUCGAAAAAAACAUUAUUUUUUCAACUAUUGAAGGAAAAUAUCGUUCGUUUUUUUACCUCCUGUUUUUUAUUGGUUUUUUUUUUUUUUUGAAAGAGCUACUAUUCGCCAUCUUCUGUUAUACCUACUCGUCCUUGUUACGUGCAUUAUUCUGUGCUUAAUAAAUUCAAAUGGAUAUUUUUUUCUAGUAUACGCGAAACAUUAAUUUAUAUAUUUUAUAAUUUUUUUAAUUAUGUUGAUGAUCUCGAUUAUGUUUUAGUUAUUUUUGUGUACGAGUGUGAGUGUGUGACGUGAGUUAAUAUCAUGAAGACGAUAACAUAAUGAUGAAAUAGUCAUUUUCUUUAAAAAAAAAAAAAGAUGAAAAGAAAAACUAUGUAUUUCGAAUUUAAUGUUUGAAGUACAAACUAUAAUUUUUAGACGGAUUUAUUUACAUUCCAUAAUAUUAAUUAGUAAUUCGUAUCAUUGUGAAACAUUUUUUUCUCCAAAUUUUAUAGAAACCAAUUUUUUUGACGCUUUUAAAAUAAUUUUAAAAUUAAUAUAACCGAUGUAGUAUGUUCAACUUAUCGUCUGGUUAAGUGUUACCAAGCAUAGUUUUUAAGCGUUUAUUUUAAUUAUUUCAUUUUUUUUUUUUUUUGUAUAAAAAAUGAACUAAACGCGAUAUUAGAAAUAUCGCAUGUAAGAAUACCUAAUAAUUUUAUUACGUAUUUUUUUUUUUUUUGUUUUUAACUUUUAAAUUAGCGAUAUAGUGCGAUGUCAAUGUCAUGGUUCGUGUGCCAUAAAGAAAUGAAAUAAUAUUAUUAUUGUUGUAAAAUGGUAAUUACGCCGAUUCUGAUGAUUUUUUUUACGUAUAUAAAUUUUACUUUGUUGAAUGUAACGACUGUAAUGAGCUUUAAAGAACGAUUUACGAGAUGCUUUAUCGUAUAAUUUUUCUAUUUUCAAAUAGAGGAAAGUUUUAAAUCGAAAAUUAAAAGUGACAAUACGAAAGGAUAUUAUUUUACAUGUGUGAUUAUGUGGCUUAAUCGCUAAUUAAAUUGUUUUAUAUGAUUUAUUACGUGUACAGUGAAAUUUUUUUUCAAAAAAUGAAUUUUGUAAUUAUGUAAAUAUAUAGUUUUGAAUAAUA